This is a messenger RNA of Rosa rugosa (rugosa rose), 1242 nucleotides long. RefSeq names its product exopolygalacturonase-like. Bases 1 to 1242 code for a protein of 413 amino acids. The transcript has 4 exons. Gene Ontology annotation, molecular function: polygalacturonase activity. NCBI's taxonomy places the organism in Eukaryota, Viridiplantae, Streptophyta, Magnoliopsida, Rosales, Rosaceae. The record is from RefSeq and is a predicted model, not a curated record. Gene Ontology annotation, biological process: carbohydrate metabolic process.
AUGAUUGUUUUGAUAUCUUCCCUAGUCUUUCGGACUUUCUUGUUUUUGUUCUUGUUGGCAUGGAUAACAAAAGGCCAUAAACUCUAUCGUCAAACAGCACGUCUUGGUAGACCCAUGGUUUUCAAUGUGAUGCGUUAUGGAGCUAUUGAAGGAGGAAGAACUGAUAAUAGUCAGGCAUUUUUGAAAGCAUGGAGUGAAGCAUGUAAAUGGGAUGGAAGAGCAAAGGUUGUGAUUCCGGCCGGAACAUUCAAGUUGUUCCCAGUUGUAUUCUCAGGUCCAUGCAAGGGUAACAUGGCCUUUGUAAUCAAGGGAACUUUGUUGGCUUCUACUAGUCCAUCAGCAUUGAGUUCUGAAAAUUGGAUCAACUUUCGGAACAUUGAACAAUUAACUGUAGCCGGGGGAGGUACGCUGGACGGCCAGGGAGCCUCGGUUUGGUCUCUUAACGAUUGCAAAACUAAUCCCGGAUGCAAAGCUCUCCCAACUUCGAUGACUUUCGACUUCGUAACAAAUGCAAGUGUUCAUCACUUGAGAUCAUUCAACAGCCAAAAUGGUCAUUUCAAGGUUCAUGGAUGCCAGAAGAUGGACUUCGGAAACAUUAGAAUAUCGGCUCCUGAGGACAGUCCAAACACCGAUGGCAUAAAGAUUGGAAACUCAUACCGCAUCAGAAUUAGACGAACGAUCAUUGAGACCGGCGAUGAUUGUCUAGGAAUUUUGUCGGGAAGUCAAAAAAUCCACAUUUCUAAUGUCUUUUGCGGUCCCGGACAUGGAAUUAGCAUCGGAAGUCUUGGAGGGCAUAGUUAUACAGAAUAUGAUGUGGAGGGAAUUUUUGUGAAAAAUAGCGUUUUAAAAAAGACUGAUAAUGGUUUGAGAAUCAAAACAUGGGCUCGGGAUUCUCCAAAACCAUUGAAGGCUUCAAAUAUUGUGUAUGAAGAUAUUAACAUGAUUGAUGUCAAGAAUCCCAUUGUCAUCGAUCAACAAUAUUGUCCGAACAAUCAAUGCAAUCAACAGGCUUCUUCAUCAAAUGUGCAAAUCAGCGAUGUUACAUUCAGAAACAUAUGGGGAACCUCGUCUUCCCAAGAAGCAGUGACUCUGAAAUGCAGCAAAAGCAAGCCAUGCAAGAAUAUAGUGAUGGAGAAUAUCAAGUUACCUCAUACUGGUUCCAAAGGAGCUGCGACGACUUCCAUCUGUAAUAAUGUCAUCGGCAACUCUUAUGGCUCACACAUUCCUCCUAGUUGCAUAUAA